AAUCCUGAUUAAUAACUACAACUAGGACUAUUCAUCACAUUGUGGAUUAAUCAUGAUUAAUAACUACAACUAGACUAUUCAUCACAUUGUGGAUUAAUCCUGAUUAAUAACUACAACUAGGACUAUUCAUCACAUUGUGGAUUAAUCCUGAUUACUAACAAUGAUCCUUGACGUCACGUGCAUGCGCAGUGGGAUAAAGUGAAAACCAAAUAAAUUGACCACAAAUAAACAAGGAAGUCACUACUACUCCUACUACUUUGCAAAAUAAAAGCCACUACAUCUUAAAAAGGGGUGUUUUUUUUAACGUGAAAACAAAUUAAUACACAAAUAGUAAUAUAAUGUAUGCAUGGCUUUAUUUAGUGUAAUAUCUUUGGGAGGGUUGUAAUCUUUUUAUGGCUGUUUAGUUAUCUAGUUAGCUUUACUUUUCAUCUCACUUAGGUAAACAACUUAUAACAUGGAAGUAAAUACACCACACACAUGUUCAGUCCUUCAACAUUUCAUUAGCUAUUAGUAGAAGUUAAACUAUAUAGGUGAUGUGGUCUGAAUCAGAUGGCCCAAGAUCCCACUGGAAGACUGGCAUGAGAUGUGGGUGUCACUGGAAGACUGGCAUGACACGUGGGUGUCACUGGAAGACUGGCAUGACACGUGGGUGUCACUGGAAGACUGGCAUGAGACGUGGGUGUCACUGGAAGACUGGCAUGAGAGAUAGGUGUGUCACUGGAAGACUGGCAUGACACGUGGGUGUCACUGGAAGACUGGCAUGAGACGUGGGUGUCACUGGAAGACUGGCAUGAGACGUGUGUGUCACUGGAAGACUGGCAUGAGAUGGAGGCCAUGAGGACGUACUUGAAGGAGAAAGAUGAUCAAACAGUCCUCAUACUUCAUGCCAAAGUUGCUCAGAAGUCCUACGGCAAUGAGAAAAGGUUCUUCUGUCCUCCACCCUGCGUCUACCUGCUGGGCAGUGGCUGGCAGAAGAAGAUGGAGAGGAUGGAGAAGGAGGGCUGCACCGAGCAGGAGUCCCAGACCUGUGCCUUCAUCGGGAUUGGCAACAGUGAGCAGGAGAUGCAGCAGCUCAACCUGGAGGGAAAGCACUUCUGUGCAGCUAAGACAUUGUACAUCAGUGACACAGACAAGAGGAAACACUUCAUGCUGUCAGUCAAGAUGUUGCAUGGCAACAGUGCCAACAUUGGAGUGUUCCUCAGCAAGAGAAUCAAAGUCAUCUCCAAACCUUCCAAGAAGAAACAAUCCUUGAAGAACGCUGACUUGUGCAUCGCAUCAGGAACAAAGAUCGCUCUCUUCAACCGCCUGCGCUCCCAGACAGUCAGCACCAGGUAUCUCCACGUGGAGGGAGGAAACUUCCACGCCAGCUCCUUGCAGUGGGGAGCCUUCCAUAUACACCUGUUGGACGAAGAGGAGUCAGAAGGGGAGGAGUUUGCAGUGAGAGAUGGUUACAUCCACUAUGGUCAGACGGUGAAGUUGGUGUGUUCUGUAACUGGCAUGGCACUGCCCAGACUGACCAUACGUAAGGUGGACAAGCAGACAGCACUGAUGGAUGCAGAUGACCCGGUGUCUCAACUCCACAAGUGUGCCUUCUACCUGAAGGACACGGAGAGGAUGUACCUGUGUCUCUCACAGGACAGGAUCAUCCAGUACCAGGCUGCAGCCUGCAUGAAGGAAGAGAAGAAAGAGAUCAUCAACGAUGGAGCCUGCUGGACCAUCAUCAGCACUGACAAGGCAGAGUACACCUUCUAUGAAGGCAUGGGUCCUGUCAGCACACCUGUCACACCUGUCCCUGUGGUGGAGAGUCUGCAGUUAAAUGGUGGAGGAGAUGUGGCCAUGUUGGAGGUGACUGGUCACAACUUCACGCCCAACCUGAGGGUGUGGUUUGGAGACGUGGAGGCUGACACCAUGUACAGGUGUGGAGAGAGCAUCCUGUGUGUGGUGCCCGACAUUUCAGCCUUCAGGGAAGGAUGGCGCUGGGUCCGUCAGCCUGUGCAGGUUCCUGUCACCUUGGUUCGUAACGAUGGAAUCAUCUACGCCACCUCCCUCACCUUCACCUACACCUCGGAACCUGGCCCCCGGCCCCACUGCAGCGUGGCCGAGGCCAUCCUGAGGGCCCGCAGCACCUCCCAGACUUCACCUUCUUCCUCCUCGUUAGGUGGGCCGGCUCAUGGCCAGGUGGUCUACAGUGACACUUGAUACUUGCAGUGGAGGAGGACCUUUUCACACACCUGACUGCAGGUAUGGACAUCAGCUGUCUAGCUCCACCUAGUGGACCGUGGUGGAGCUGUCAGAAGAAGAAUGUGCCUUUUUACUUUUAUACCACUUGUUUUACUACACUUUUUAUCAUCGCUUGAUGGCAAUUAUAUAUGACUAAGGUACCUUGUGAAGAUGUAAGUUGUGUUGUUGAGAAGGACCACACCUCUCACAAUCACCACCUUAAUAAACUUCAUUGUGAAGAUGUAAGUUGUGUUGUUGAGAAGGACCACACCUCUCACAAUCACCACCUUAAUAAACUUCAUUGUGAAGAUGUAAGUUGUGUUGUUGAGAAGGACCACA
Messenger RNA from Entelurus aequoreus (snake pipefish), 2559 nucleotides. RefSeq names its product recombining binding protein suppressor of hairless-like. The transcript is spliced from 10 exons. NCBI's taxonomy places the organism in Eukaryota, Metazoa, Chordata, Actinopteri, Syngnathiformes, Syngnathidae. The record is from RefSeq and is a predicted model, not a curated record. Gene Ontology annotation, cellular component: MAML1-RBP-Jkappa- ICN1 complex; nucleus. Bases 826 to 2199 code for a protein of 457 amino acids. Gene Ontology annotation, biological process: Notch signaling pathway; regulation of transcription by RNA polymerase II. Gene Ontology annotation, molecular function: RNA polymerase II cis-regulatory region sequence-specific DNA binding; DNA-binding transcription activator activity, RNA polymerase II-specific.